UUCUUUUAAAAAACGGUGUCUCGUUCGAUCUAUCUUUAAACGUGUAAAAUUCGCCUGUACCAAAACAAAGAAGAAGAAGAAAAUAAUGGAAAAACGAAAAGUUUUUAUUGAACGGUACAGUUGUAGGGUAAUAUUUUAUGCAUUUAUUAUUUUAACGAAGCGAUCUUUCGUGAUGUGCAUUUCUCGUAUACGCUUGUUCGCGAUAAUAUUUUUUCAUUUAUAUUAUAGUUCCUAUAUUGUAUAUACAGACGCAAACGUUUCGAUUUGUUGAAGCUUUCUCAGAGGCCGCAACGUUAAGUUCAAUAAAGCUUUUCGAAUAACUUAACCCCGUUGAUCGCGUAUCGUUUUAUAGUAAUCGUAGUUAUUCCGCUUCCAUUUUCUUUCCACGCGACGACGACGUUGUACGUGUCGUCCUCGGUGUAAAGACAAUCAGACAUUUUUCAAAAUAAGAUGCGCUUUUGAAGAAAGCCUUGGCCGUUAACCGAGCAAUAUAAAUUUCAUUCAUUUUUAGUAUUUUACAGUUGUGUUAAGUCACAGUGUGACUAUCAAUCAUGGUUACAUUAUACGUUCAAUACCAAAGAUAAAUUAUAUUUUAUGAAUUAACCCUUUCAUGACUACAAACUGCAUAGAUCGUGGACUAAGGACCCAAUAUGUUUAUCUGGGUGAAAUAUGUAUACGUAUAGUGAUUUACUGUUUAAUUGGUUAAUUGUAAUAAUAAUUUUUUUAAGCAUUUAGUCCGCAGCGUCUGCAUACCACGAAUUGUAUUUAAGGUUGAGAGGGUUAAAGGGCCAAGAUAUACGCCACCGUUAACUUAACACUUAAACGUUGCCCCGUAACUUGUACAUUUCCCAAUGCAUUAGUAACAUAACAAUAAAUUCUUUAUUCCACGCAGGCUUUUUUUCAUAAUUCAUUGACACUAUGAUCGAGAGAAAAGGUAGGUGAAUAAAUUCCGACUUUUGGGUACAGUGGAACGAGAUAUCAAAAGGAAGAAUCUAUUGUCUAAAGUUGAUUGAUUAAAAUUUCAGGAUUCCUGAUGUCUUAUAAGCUCUGAAAAGUCUUGCAGUAUUAGCGGGAAAAUGAGUAUUUAAAUUACGAAAUAAAUCGAUGGUUUGAGCUAGACUAAGACUGUAAUAUACGUUAAAGGAUAGUAGGUGCCAAGAGCUUAAUCAAAAAGUAUGCAUCAAGUGGGAGAAGCCUUCCCCUUAUGCCAUUCCCCUCCAAUGGGACUCGCUUAAGCAAACCAUAGCCUGCGAAGAAUAAAACUGAUACGUUUGAUAUUACAGUAUUAUAAACACCAUUGAAUUGUGCUCUAUUCUCUGUUAGUACGCACCUUUCGUGCGUAAGUUUUUCACAAACAAAAAAGAGAUUCACAUUCUUUCAAGAGAAACUUAAUUUUCGUGUACGAAGUACAUAUUUGAUUUAAUGUGAUUAUAAGUUGCGUGAAUGCUUGUUGAAUAAUACGUUUAUUGAUCCUAAUUAGUAAUAAUAAUACACGAAAGCUGUGAGCAUUUCGUUGCCAAAUGUUGCUAAACCACCCUAAACACUGUGUACCCAACAAUGUGAGGGAGUACUAUUGCGAUUUGUCAAAGAACCGAUAACCUAACAGUUAUUUGAAGCAUUGGGAAUAGUUUCACAUAACAUUUUAUAGAUGAAAUCAUAAGAGAUUCUAACGUUUAAUAAUUUCGUUUAAUGACAUUGCUAUCGUAAAGAAUUAGUGCCCGCAUUAUGGUGUAAUCAAGUGUAACAUCACGAUUCGUAAUUAUGUCGCAUUGUUGCACGACAACAAGAAAAAAAUAUUCAUUGUGAUUUACAAAUUAUCUGAAUUUUAUAUUUUUAUAUGGUGAAAAUGGCCCAUGCUCCAUUACCAAAGCUUAUCUGUGAACCAGUAAAUACACUUAAGAUGUGCCCCACGGAUUUUACUACGUCAACCGCUUUGUCCGAUGUAUUAAAAUCGGAUCCAGUGAAACGGCUGUUUAAUCAACCAAAUAUUGUUAUUAAGACGUUUCCUUUACAAAUAAAUACAACCUUUACCUCAGAUGAUAAUGUUGUCACAAACAAACUAAAUAAUUUAAAUACGAAUUUAAAUGAAUCAAACCAACCAGAAUUAUCUGUAAUUCCUUUACAGAUGGAUCAAGAAUCUGGUAAAGAAGAUGAGAAUCUCUUGCCUUCUAAAAGACAAGGUAAAUCAGAAGUUACAUUAGUACCUAUUAAAAGGGAAGAAAAACCUUGUGGUCACUACGAACCUUGUGAGAAUAUUGUUUGUGACGUGGCUGUACAACAGUAUGUGGAUCAUGAAGGAGUAUCGCCUAUGUUAGCUAUUAACAUAGAGGAAGAUGAAAUAAAUGCGCCUGUUUCAAAACAUUGCUCAAACGAGAAGUGUGAUGCAUUGAGCAUUGAUCAUGAUCGUUGUCGCAGAGCUGUAGUGAGACUGAAUAGGUGUAAUGAAAUAAUGGCAUGUGACAUUUGUGGUAUUCCUUUAACGACGCAGAGAUCUCGCAUAUCCCAUAAAAGUUGUGUAAGGAGAAAUGAGUAUAGGCAUAAUGAAACUGACGGUGCUCAAAUACUAAAAGAAAAAAUGCGUGAAAGAGAAAUUCAAAUGAUAGAAGAUUCUAAAACGAAAAAGAACAAAUAUGUGGAUCCUAUUACAGGAAAUAACCUUGCAAUGGAAGCACUAAAGAAUAAUGAGGAAUUAAUUGUAAUUCCACAAUCUGUUCCUGCCCAGCAACCAGAAAUUUCUAUAAGUCUUGUACCUACAACUCAAUCUACUCUAGAUACUGAUUCUGUAAAUAAUGUCCUAGGCAAAUGUUUACCUAAUAUACCAAUUGUAUUACAACAGCAAGGUAUAUUCUUUGGUAAAACACAGUGCUCUAAUGAAAAUAGUGCAACUACUCCAAUACAGGUAGCUUUGCCUAAUACUUUGAACAUACCACUUGUAACAACAACUGGUGCAGUUCCUUUAUCUCAGAAUCAAUAUAUUACAUUUGCAACGCAAAGUAAUAUACAACCAAUAGCAAUAAAUGAUUUGCUGUUGUCACAAUCACAAAUUAUGACAACACCAAUUCAACCUAAACCAUUGCUAACUCCUAUACGCGUUGUACCUAUAACUAAUUUAAUAACACAACCAUCAUUGUUGCAUCAAACACAAGGUAUACCAAAGUUUUGCAUCAUGGCAGAUAAUACGGUACCACCUCCGAAACCACCUUCACCACCACCACCACCACCGCCACCACCACCACCAACUGUAACAAGCCCACAGCCUAUUCAGCUCUCGCUAUCUGUGCCAAGCAUUGAUAUUUCAGAUGACAAUGAAAUAAAACCGCAAACAAGGAAGAAAAUAAUAAGAAAAAAGCACCAACAUAAAAACAAGAAUUUCAAAUGCAAUUAUUGUCUUAAAAGUUUUAGCACAGAUUGGUAUUUCAAAGUGCAUGUUGCUAAGCAUACAGGUGAGAAACAAUAUCCUUGUAAAAUAUGUACAAUGUCCUUUAUUAAUCGUUCUGAUAUGAAAGACCAUUUACUAAAAGAACAUAAAAUUGGGAAUACUCCGGAAAUGCAUAACCAGCAUCAUAUUAAAGGCCAUAAGUGCCAAGACUGUAAUAUCAUAUAUGUAAAUAUUGAUCACUUAAAGCAUCAUAAGGAAAAAUGUCAUAGAAAAACAGAAUGCACAUUUUGCCAUAAUGAAAUUUUGAUAGACGAUUUAGAUAGGCAUAUAGAAUUAAUGCACAAACAUAUAAAGAAGGAAAAUACAGUGGAAGAAAAUGGUAAUAAUGAUAACAGUUCUGGUAAAAGAGCUAAACUAAAAGUUCCUUCAAAUACCGCAAAAGAUGAUAAUAAAACAAAUGGAUAUUGUUAGGUACAUCAAAACUAUAUUGUAUUGUGAAACAUUCCAAUUUAGCCACUCAUUACAGUUGAAACAAACAAAAAAAGAGAAAAGAAUCAAAUUACAUAGAUCGAAAGUAUUUCUGUUGUAAAUAUUAAAUGAUUUAAUUAUAUUUUCAAAAAGAUGUUUAAACAUUAUAGCUAAUUAAGUGUUAAUUUUAUUUUAGUAUCAAAUUUUAUGUUAAACUCUUAAUACAAAAAUAAAAAGUAGGGAAAAGUAAAGAUGUUUCACAAAGUUCAAAAGAAAAUCAAUAUUUUUGAGGUAAAUAACACAGUAUAAAAAAUUAUGAACGGAACAAGUUAAAGUUAGGAAAAAUUAUGCUGUACGAAAAAUUUCAAACUGUGAUAUGUGGCCAUCUUUCCACUACAACAAUUCUGUUUUCAUAUAAUGUAAAAAUUCACCUUCUUAAUUACAUAUUCAAUGUAAUUAAUACAUACUAACAACCAUUUAAAUAUAACAUAUUUAUUUAUGUAUACAAGUAAAUAAUAGUACAUAUCUUGAAAUGCACAGGAAAAAAUUGUAAUAAAAGGCAUAUUCAUAUUUUAAGAUCAAGAAAUUUGUUAUUGAUAUUUAGAGUAUUUUGUAUGGAAAGAGGGUUUAAAUGCCAUUUUUUAAAUGUAAAUAUAUAUUAGUGACAUUGUGUUCCUUUUUUCUAGCUGAGUAUUCAUUCACAUAAAUUAAAAUUUUUUAAAAUCUUUACUAAUAUAAAUCGUGUAAUCAUGUGAAGAUGUUAAUAUUGCUAAAAAAUUCUUUUGGACAUUUUAAUCUUUAUGUUAUAGCCUUAAAUUGAAAUAUUUUAUUAGAUUUAGAAUUAUUUUACUAUAUGGUAGAACAAUGCCUAUUCCUAUAAGUAUUUGACUGUUCAAAAUAACGGUAAACCUGUAAAUACUUUUAUAUUAUUACUAUUGGAUAAAUCAAGUACUUAGAGUAUUAGAAUUGUACUAAAUACAUUAAUAGUAUGAAGAAAAGUUUGUAAUUGUACAUGGGUUAAAUACAUUGAAACUAAAAUAUUACUGAAUGUUAACAAAAGAGUAAAACAGAUAAAAACAGUACUUUCUGCAAAUACAAAGAGUUCCUUUUUGAUGAAGGAAACUAGGUGAAAUAUUGUGUGCCUUCUAAAUUUUAAUGUUCCUUAUAUAAAUACAUUUUUCCAUCACUUGGUGAAAAAAUAAAUGUUAAUUAUAAAAUGAAAUCGAUUCCAUCAAUUCGUUUUGCCAUCUUUAUUGACAAUAAAAAUUCACUUCUAAUGCAAUUAUGCAUUAAAUGAAUUAUUGAUGAAGACUAUGUAUGUGUGUAUUUAAUACUUGUAACAUUAUAUGUUAUAAUACAAUUGAAAUUGAAAUAUUUUUUUAUAAUGAUAAAAAUCAACAUGUUCAUUGCAAUAUGAAAAGUUUAAUCUUUCAAUUACAUAGUUUACAAACUAUUUUUGAAAUAAUCAAUGUUAUGAAAGUACUAACUUAAACAUAUUCUGGAAGAAACAUUUGAAAAUAAUUACUUAUUAAUGUAUUUAUAUAAAAGGUUAUAGAAAUAAAUUACUGUUUAAUAUCAAAAUCAUUUAUUUAAAAUAGUUCAAUUCAUAUCCUGUCUAAAGCUUCUAACAUUAUCACGCUGUUCCCGCGAAUUACCUAGAACAACAACGCAACAUAAAAAUUUGUUUGCUUUUAAAUUGUAUUAUUAACAUCAAUUGAAUAUUUCAUAAUAUAACUUACCACCAUUCCAAUAUUGUUUUUAGUACCAUCUUUACACUCUUCAAUACUUUCGUCUAUAACCAUAUUCAUAAAUGGAUCAAAACCACGUAAAAUUCCAAUAACAUGUCUACCGCCAUUUAAUUUUACUGCAAACAUAAUACACUAUUUUUAAUACAGGUAAUUUAUAACAAUACAGUUAUAUACAUUGAUGUUUUUUAUCGCAUGAAUAGUCUCCUAACCAAUAAGGUUUAACCUAUAUCAAAAUUUAUUUAAAUGUUUGAAUAAUUUCAAGCGUUCUUUACUUACACGAUAAUCUCUUGUCCAUAUACCUAAAACAGAAGAAAAGAACUUUCUAUCAGUUGCUUACAAACACGUUACAUUUAUUUAUUUACAUUUAUAUUAUUAUUUAUAUCAUCUCUAUAUGGAGUAACGUAAAUGCAAUGUAACAUACGUUAUAACAUAUUGCAAAUUAAACCAUUUUUUAUACUUACUUUUUAAGUUCUGGAGGAUGUGCUUUACUCAUUUUUACAGUAUUUUUGUUUUUAAGGAAGAAGAAAGGUUAUCAGAAACUUUUUUCCCGACUUUUAAAAUCUGAACGACGCUAUAGUGCGAUUUCAGGUAUGCCAAACAUUAAAUUUGUAAGUACUACCAACUUUGUUCCAAACUGCUGAAGACUUCAAGGAAGUUAGUGAAUUCAAAGUUCUAAAGAAGCGUCGAACAAUACAUUGGAGGAUUUAAAUAAAUCAUAUACAUUGGCAGACACUGUAGAACGGAAGCAGGAAUCAUCGAUAUAAGUUUGAAAGCAAUCGAACAACAUUCUCGUGGAAAAGUUCUUCGAAAAAUUUGCCCGCGCGGAAGAUCCUAAAACCAGUCUGGUGAAAGCGUCAAAAUUCUUAUAUCCUAUGUACUGCAUAGAUUGAAGUGCACAGUAUGUUAGUAGCUGGAGGUUCAUCAAUUUAUGAAAUACCCAGAAAUUUAACGGAACGGAUACAUGGAAGAAAGAAUCGCAGCGUAUGUAGUUAAUGCUUUGAUCGAACUGAUAUCAGGAAAACGUGGCUCAAGAGAAUCGAGUGUAUGUCACAUAACGAACAGCAAAACCUUUUGUAAGCACGAGAACUUGAAAAAUAUUGCCACCUUUCGGCGCCAUUCUCAAUCAGGAUUCGUGCAUACUUUUAUCCGCUAUCGUUAAAGAUGCAACAUUGUAAGAUGGAACGGAUUCGAAAACAGUCAUAGGCAAUGAUUGAGAGUGUAAGACUCGGAGAAUCGGUGAAUCCUUAAAACGAAGUAAAAAAGACGGUAUAAUAGAAAUUUGAAAGAAAACGAACGAACGCAAUCCAUCGUAAUUUAUGGUACGGUAUUUUACAACGUUCAUGGACGCAUUACUAUAAGAACAUCGAAAAAUCUGAAUGCACCAGUGGCGUAACCAGAGGCAGUGAGGGAUCUAAUAUGUAAUAAGGACUUUUAAGUAGCAGCAAGCUUUUGUAGAAGGCUUGCAACGAGUGUACAAUUUAUCACAUGUAUAUGAACGAUCUCGAGUACCUUCCAACGUGUUUUCAUAAGCAUCGAGUUCACUCGCUCUAGUGGUUACGCUAAUGGAAUGUACUCGCAAAUUUAGUCCAAUUGGAUCGGAUUAAGAUACUAUCGUGGAUCAAGUGCUUCGAAUGAAUUGCGUCAGAGAUUGCCAACUUUUUUUCUUAGAGCGUCAAAAAUAAUACGCUUAUAUAUCUAGAAAACAGAGCAGCGAUAAAAAAAAGGAAGAAACGAGACGACAAUAUUUUGUUUCGCAUGUGAUUCUUAUUAAUCUUUUGCAGUGAAAUUCUAUUAAAAUCGAAUCGCAAAAGGUUAAAUCGAAUCCGCUUUUUUGGCAGCAAUCGUAGCGCAAUUCUCUUCUACUUGGAUGUCACGAUUUCUAACAGUAAAGAUCGACGAAGCGAGGUAUGUACCACGGUAAUAUCACAUCGAACGAUCUUCUAUUGAAAACGCUUCUCCCGUGUGGAAUCUUUGCUCGUAUGAUCUUAAAAAUCGUUGCAAGACCACAAGUCAUUGCGGGAAAAACUGGUUCGAAAAAACGCAUCACAGGAACAUCGAGACAUUGAAAAAAUAACAUACGAUAAUUGCUCGCGUGAUUGUAUCGACAGAUACGCUUCGUUACAUCACGUGACUACUAACGCGUUCACGUUUAAAACGGCAUCAACCUGUUGCUUCUCCUACUGACAAUGAUAUUUCGUUAACGCUUUCAAAAACAUGAAACGUUUCACGAUAAGACUUAAAACAUCCCUUAUUUCAUAUUUUAGGACGUAUUUGAAUCAUUGAAUCGCUAAUAGUGUAACGAAUUUCGCGUAAAUAUACCCGAAUCAAGCGGGAUCAUUUUGCGGAUGCGCGCGCAGGUUUCGUGGAUGCGCGCGCAAUAUCAUUCACCGCGCGCAGUCGACUUCGGUCCGCUGUAGGGGAAGGAUGUAUUAUCGUUCGUCGCGCGAACUAACCUCGUUAUCAUAAGUGUUUAUGUUCGUUCGCAUAAAUUCAUCAAACCGUUUUAUAAUACGCAACACGAACACGUGUAGACAUAUUCAGAGAUCAGUUUACCAAUAAUUAUUGUGAUUAUUCGGCCAAUUGUAAUUGAUAGGUUAGAAUCGACGAUCGAUCAUUCGAUUACCGGUAUACUUCGAAAUUGACGCGGCGAGAUCUGCGCGGACAACGAUCAUU
Molecule: messenger RNA, 8268 nt
Organism: Osmia lignaria (orchard mason bee)
Lineage: Eukaryota; Metazoa; Arthropoda; Insecta; Hymenoptera; Megachilidae
Biological process (GO): regulation of transcription by RNA polymerase II
Cellular component (GO): nucleus
Molecular function (GO): DNA-binding transcription factor activity, RNA polymerase II-specific; RNA polymerase II transcription regulatory region sequence-specific DNA binding
Source: RefSeq, a predicted model, not a curated record